AUGGCAGUCUCCGGUGUAACUCGGCUCGGCUCGUGUUUGUGCAAGAAGAUUCGCUUCUCUGUCAUCGGCGACCCAUUCUCCUACGCAGUUUGUCAUUGCACAAACUGCAAGAAGUUUGCCGGCUCCGCCUUUAUGACCAACGCUUUCUUCAAUCCAGAUGCAGCGCAGAAUGUCCAUGUCACGGAGGGUCAAGAGUUCCUCAAAUCGUAUGAGGAUUCAAGCACGACGAGUGGGAAGACCUUGUUGCGUUCCUUUUGUUCGGGUUGCGGAAGUUCGCUCUUCCUCAGUUCACCAGUGGACAAAAAGUGGAUCAUUGUCCCUCCAUCUGCAGUGGACGAUGCCCACUCUUGGGGUGGGUUUCGUGCUUUGUGA
Molecule: messenger RNA, 372 nt
Organism: Mycena indigotica
Lineage: Eukaryota; Fungi; Basidiomycota; Agaricomycetes; Agaricales; Mycenaceae
Product: Duf636 domain protein
Exons: 2
Coding region: 1-372 (123 amino acids)
Molecular function (GO): carbon-sulfur lyase activity
Source: RefSeq, a predicted model, not a curated record